Molecule: messenger RNA, 622 nt
Organism: Gloeophyllum trabeum ATCC 11539
Lineage: Eukaryota; Fungi; Basidiomycota; Agaricomycetes; Gloeophyllales; Gloeophyllaceae
Exons: 1
Coding region: 11-622 (203 amino acids)
Source: RefSeq, a predicted model, not a curated record
AGACGUUGAGAUGGCCCAGCCCACCCAAGAAGGCAUAGUCAAAGAGGAGGCUGAAGAUGCUCUACUUGCCACUCCAACUCCCGAGACUCUAGCUGCGCAGGAAUCGAUAACCACAACUUCGUCCCGAACCAUUCGUCGAGUGGUAAUCAACAUAGACGAGGACGAAGAGAAGAAACCAAAACCAGUGCUUCAGCUCAAGUACAAAGGCUUCAGUAUCUCCGAUCGCUGCCUCUGCGUCGUCGUAGAGCCCUGGCCUCCUAUUCGUUCAGCUAGUCGCGCCCCUUCUGUCGCACCCCUGCAGUCUACGGGAUUGAGACGACCGAGCAUCGCUCCUCCAGACUUCGUACCCAGCACGGGCUUACGGGAGCGCACGCCGUUGUUCCUCCCCGAUGACGAGCGGCAAGAGACACCAGCCCCGUUCAAUCAGCGUAUAUUGCUUCCAGUCCCUGGUUUCAACGACCCCCCUCAGACUAUAGACCUGGACGAGAACGAUGAGAGCGACAUGAUGGCAUUCACUCAGGUCCUCAAUUCGGCUGGUGGCUUGCGAGGCACUGAAGCAGAUGACGACGAUAUGGAUGGCGCUGUUCUAUUCGGCGAUGCUGACGAAACAAGAGAAUUAUGA